Messenger RNA from Physella acuta, 1518 nucleotides. Its product is annotated as cilia- and flagella-associated protein HOATZ-like. The record is from RefSeq and is a predicted model, not a curated record. NCBI's taxonomy places the organism in Eukaryota, Metazoa, Mollusca, Gastropoda, Physidae. Gene Ontology annotation, biological process: cilium assembly.
AUCUCCCUUAAACAAAAUCUGUUGACAUUAGCGACAAAAUGGCGAUCAAGCUGAUAGAUUUAACAAAACAACAAGAAAAAUGUUCAUUUACAGAGUCUACUCCAGAAGAAAUAGCUUACGCUGAAACAUUUUGGCAAUCUAUAAAGCUUCAACCAACAAUGGAAUCUCGUCUUGUAUCUUCUGAUAUCAAACAGAGACUAGGAAUAAAAAAGCACUCAUCAAAAUCAAGUAUAGAAACUGUACAUAAAGGAAAAAUUGAAGAUCAAAAGCUCCAGCAAGUGUUUACAAGAGCUCACGCUUAUGACCAGUUAAGAGAGUUUGCUCGGCUGCGAGAACUGGCAGAGGCCCGUAACAAAGAGAGGGAAACAUUGCACAGGAGGAGAGAUGAGAGAAUAAAGAAAGAAGCAGCUAUUAAAGAAAAAGUUAAAAAAUCUGGCAAGACAAAAGAUGAUGAGAAAGAAAUAGAACCCAGCCCUAAGUGGAAAAUCGGAGAGGCCUACAGCAUUCAUGAAAUGUAUAAAGACAUAGCAGAGUUUGAUGAGAAGAUUGAGAAGGUUGAGGCAGAACGCAAACGCAAGAGACAAUACAUCAUGGAUGUUCUUUGUGCCACUAUUGUUAAGGACACCAAGGAGAAGAAUCCCGUCAAAGAGGAGUUGAUGAGGAAAAAAAGUAUAAAAAUUUGGAGGCCAAGUUCCUAAGCCAGGAUGUGAUCAAAUAUUUGUUGAUAAAAUCGCAUUAAUAAUAAGAACAUAUUUUAAACAAUCUCUUACAGUGAUGCUGUUUAUGAGUGACAGGCUAGUAUAAACUUUCAGUGAAAAAUUAUUUUUUCCAAGCCUUACCUGAUAAUAAUAAAUAAGUAUUGUACAUCUUUAUAUCCUGGUUAUACAGUAUACUUACACAUUUUUUUUUGGUUUACUUUACUUUGCAGUAGGAUUUAAUCAGUUUUACCUUAAUGUUGAUACCAAGUGAAGUAAAAUAUGUAUAAUUUAAAUUUUAAAGCAUCUAUAUUUUUAACAAUGAAUUACCAGUUUUGUAAAACUCUUUUGCUGGAAAUACAUCUGGAAUUAAUGUAUUUUGUCUUCAGCUUAAAAUGAAAGUGAUGACACUGUUGAUUUUAGGAAUGAAAACCUGUUUUUUAAACAUUGCUAAGUAAUUACAUCCAUAUUUACAUUUUAAUAUUCAAAGGGAUGGGAAAAGUUUUUCUUAGAAAAUCUGGUGUUUCUCUGUUGCUAUGUUGUAUUGUGGGUGAUCACUGCUUGAUUUUAGAUGGUGGCUGAACAUUGCUAUGUAUACGUUGUGUAUCUAAUGUACAACACCCCCCCCCCCCCACACACACACACACACAUGGACACCAUGAAUAACGACUGUCUCACUCUGCCAUGUUAAAGCUGUGGCCAUCUGCGCACCCAUGUCAAUCACCAUGUUUUUAGUUUCAAAAUAAUAGAGACAAAACAAAACCACAAUUUCACGGGAAAUCCUCCCCCCCCCCCCUUUUUUUUUUCCUAAACCUAACAAAAU